GUAGUUGCUUUUUAUUUAGCCAGUCUACAAUUAAAAUGGAAUUGCUAAGGUUCUCAACGGUUUUUGCUGUGAUCGUGAUGUUGCAUUUCUCAAGUCCAAUGCAGGCUGCGCCUGUGUCGGAUGUGGAGUCAGCACUCGCUUCCCUCAUGGACUCUGAAUUGGUUAAGACCAUGCAAUGGAAUUCCAGAAAGUUACUCGAAAUUCAAGAACUUCUCAGCGAGAAGCGUAUUCUAUAUUUGGAAAUAAUACGCGAACAGAAAUUUCAGAGAACAUUGGUAAUUGGGGCGUUUGUGAUUGAUUUCCUGCUGCUCGUUUGCAUGUCAUUGCAUUAUUUACUGGUGCCAGCGAAAGUCAAUAAUAAGAUAGAUAUUUAAACGAACAAAACCCCAUAUUAUUCUUUUCAAAUUAGCUGUAAAUAAGUUGUUCAACUCACAUGGUUGAGCUCAGUCUGUAUAUUACGUAUACGCCACAUUAGUUGGCGGUGUUUUGGCAGCUUUGUUGCUGCAUUUGUUACACACACACACUCGUGCAUUAAUUAUAAGCCACUUUACGCCUCGCGUGGCCCAAACAACGAACAACACGAGCAACGAGAGCUGAGCACAACGACCAGCAUCGAAAUCGAUUAUUAAAUAUUGGCAGCUGGUCAUUGCGCCAAAAGCUCGACGUGCCAAUUGUUGGGCCGCCAUCGACUGUGU
This is a messenger RNA of Drosophila albomicans, 695 nucleotides long. RefSeq lists its product as uncharacterized. The transcript has 3 exons. The record is from RefSeq and is a predicted model, not a curated record. NCBI's taxonomy places the organism in Eukaryota, Metazoa, Arthropoda, Insecta, Diptera, Drosophilidae. Bases 36 to 374 code for a protein of 112 amino acids.